CCUUCAUCACACGUUAGCCUAAAGACAGACGAAGACCAAGGGCGCAAAGAGAGAACGAUUUCCACCGAACAGAACCACAGAACCACACGGGACUGACCUGAGAAAGACAGAGGAAAAAACUAAUCCAGUCCUGAUCCACUCAGCUCAGAACGGAAAACUUUACACACUUCAGCUGUAAGAGAAGGAUCGAAGCGGAGGUCUCUGUACAAAAUGUCUAACCAGCCAUCAACAAAUGUAAAAGCUUUACAGGCCAACCUCAAUAUUCCGAUGGGAGCUUUGCGUCCGGGAGCGGGACAUCCUGUGAAGAGGAAAGAGGAGACACAGGACACAGAGGAGGUACCGGCCGUCACUCCAGAAGAAAAGAAGCCCCUUCCUGGUGGUGUGAAACUUCCAGGGCCGGUGGUGAACCUUUCUGAGAUCCAGAAUGUAAAAAGCGAGCUUAAAUAUGUCACUAAAGACUAGACACUCAGGUGACCCCACCUUGCUCGUAUAAAGGAAGGAGACAGACAGCUCUACCAGCUCGACCUAUUCCAUUACUGAUACUCUGACAAUCUCCAUCACCUCACAAAUUUCCAUCUACUGAAACCCAGACAUCCUUCAAACAACCAAUAACUUGUUAAAGGUUUCCAACCCUGCAGUCCUCAUAGCAAACUUUAUUUUUUCUGGUUUAAGAACAGAUUAGAGCCACAAAAAUAUCCCAUACAGCAUUUAAAACUAUGGUCUAUGGUCUAUGGUCUAGAUCUGGUACUGAAACUCAGAGGUGUCUAAAACUAGACACUGCCCAAAAUUAUGGUCUAAGAACGGCUCAAGGUAUUUUGGCAGAUUAGAGCCACAUACUGUAGCAGCCAUGAUAGUUCCAAAUCUGUGCCAGCAUUCAUCUCUAAUAACAUCCAGACUUUGGUGUCAAAUCUCCAUGUUACAGUUGCAUAACAGUACCAAAGCUAAGCCAUUAGUCAUAGCUAAUAUUUGCUCUUUAUCUGGUUGUAACUUCAGGAUCAAAUCUAAGCCAUCUUUCAGCCUGGCCACUGGGAAUAGAAUACAGCUUCAGAACAUUCUAGACCUUUUAGUUUCCAGAUUAGAACGGUUUAUUUUCUGUACUAGAACCAAAUCUCAGCCUGCAGUUGCUAUAGUCGCUAUUGUAGGUGCAGACAUACUGUAAGCCAUCACCAAUUCCAAUUUGGUACCAAAUCUAUGUCUAAGCUCAACUAAUGAUGGGCUGGAUUGGUUGUCCAUGUGAGAGCUACAUAACAGCCAUUAUAGUAAAACCUCCAUCCCUAUUAAUGGAUCUUACACAAACCCAAACCUAUUUUAUAUCUGCUGCCGAAUCUUUAACACAUUGUUAGGCUCAGAACUCCAAAGAAUGAUGACAUUUAGAUUAGUGUGACCUCUCUUAGACCAGGUUGUGCAAACAAUAUAGUCCAGGGAUGGUAAAGACUAGUUCUCCAUAUUAGAUUAGCGCAUCAUCGAUUAGCAGAACCGAAUCCGAGCAAACAUUCAUUACUGCAGGUUUCUCUCAACCCAGAUAUCGUGAAGAACGAUUGGAGGAAGACCCAGGAUGGCUUGACAGGGAAUGGAUAAACAGGAUGGUCAUUCCAGGGUCAAACCUUCUGGACCUUUUCUAAACUAUCAAAUACAAACAUAAUCUUAAAGAACGUCGACCACCUACAGUAGAUUUCAGCUCCUUUCAGUCUGAAUGGUACCAAAACCCAGCCAGCAUUCUUCAUUGUACUAAAAUGCAGCCAUCUCUUGACCCAGAUACCACAAAGAAUGAUGGCUCACGAUGACUCUGAAUUGACUACCAGAUGGAGCAAAAGCAACAGGGCCGUGCCAGAGCCAAACAAUUCACAAGCAUUUUGGAUGCAUCCCCAAUCGACCCACAUGCUGUUUACCAUCAGUGACAUGGCACCAUCAAGGCCAGACAUGGCGCCAUGCCAACUCUGUGACCCCUCACACAAUGAUGCUUCUUUACCAGAUAAUUUUGCUACGUAGGCAUUAAAGCACACAACUCAAAUCUGACAACAACCAUAAACUGUACAAUUUACACAAAACCAUAACAAGUAAGCGGUUUGAUUUCUGUUCUUAGUUAUACGUAUCUCCUGUUUUAAAUCUGAACUGUGUGUUUUAGACGUGAUUCCAUAGCAGAUCUACAAGCUCCUUUUCUGCCACGUGUGAAAUAACAUAUUUAAUUCCCUUUUAUAGAGCCUGAAUCAUAAUGUAGCAUGAUAAUUAGUCUGUGUUGUUCACGUUAUUAGUGGCAAAUGUCGUCUCACUUCAUUUACUCUGAACAAAUGUGAGACAUUGUAAAACAUGUUUUCAGACUUCAUGGCCUUUUCUUUUGAACCACUAUAUAAUUUUUUGCCUUUCCUUGCCAUUGUUCUCAGGCUUGGUUUUGAGAGCGUGUAGGCUGACAUGCAAUAAAAACACGAUUUCUCAGUGUCAUGGUGUAGGAGGGUGAAGCAAUCACAUGCUGUCUUUGAGCAAACAGAACUGAAUUUCCAACACUUUGUCACUGUUAUAUUAGCUCUCAAAUGUGAUAUUUGUGAAGCACAUUUUCUCUCUUUAUCUCUCCUGUUGAACAGCAGCUCAUCAGCGAAAGUGUCCUUAUUGAAGAUUCUGACCAGAGUUCGAAGGGCUAAAAGUAAAACAACAAUAUCCUGUCUAAAGUAUAAUAAAAACUUGGAUCAAAAAUAAAAUCAUGCCACGUAACUGA
This is a messenger RNA of Tachysurus vachellii, 2710 nucleotides long. It is a transcript of the gene smpx, whose product is annotated as small muscle protein X-linked. Gene Ontology annotation, cellular component: costamere; muscle tendon junction; M band. The transcript has 6 exons. The coding region runs from base 211 to 462 and encodes 83 amino acids. The record is from RefSeq and is a predicted model, not a curated record. NCBI's taxonomy places the organism in Eukaryota, Metazoa, Chordata, Actinopteri, Siluriformes, Bagridae.